ACUUCCCGAAAACGCUGUUCUUCCUUUUUGCACACACACUCUCACGUGUAGCCUUUUCAUUGAUUUUUUCAUUUCGUAUUGUUUUUUCGCUUGGAUCUUGAACCGAAAUGGCUACAGCAGCAUAUAGGCCAUUAAUUUCUGUUUACAACGAAAAAAACGAAAGCACUGGUACGACAAUCAAAUUGCCAGCCGUUUUUCGUGCACCGAUCCGUACCGAUAUUGUUAACUAUGUUCAUACGAACAUUCGAAAGAAUCGUCGCCAACCUCAUGCUGUUUCCAGAGAAGCAGGCCAUCAAACCAGCGCUGAAUCUUGGGGAACUGGUCGAGCUGUAGCUCGUAUUCCUCGUGUUCGUGGCGGUGGUACCCAUCGAUCCGGUCAGGGUGCAUUCGGCAACAUGUGCCGUGGUGGUCGAAUGUUUGGUCCGAUCCGUGUUUGGCGACGUUGGUAUCGAAAAGUUAAUCGCAAUCAACGUCGAUAUGCAGUCGUUUCAGCUAUCGCUGCAUCAGGUGUUCCAUCCAUCGUUAUGAGUAAAGGUCAUGUUGUCAAUGAUGUGCCCGAAUUUCCAUUGGUCGUUUCGGAUAAGGUUCAAGAAUUGAACAAAACCAAACAAGCUGUGGAAUUUUUGAAGCAAGUCAAAGCCUGGAGUGACAUUGAACGUGUUUAUCGAUCAAAACAUUUCCGUGCUGGUAAAGGUAAAAUGCGAAACCGUCGUCGUGUUCAACGACUUGGUCCAGUCGUUGUUUACGGAACCGAUAGUGGAUUGACACGAGCUUUCCGUAAUAUUCCUGGCGUGGAAUUGAUGAAUGUUGAAAAAUUGAAUCUUUUACGCUUGGCACCUGGUGGACAUGUUGGCCGUUUUGUCAUUUGGACUGAAAGCGCCUUCCGCAAAUUAGAUGAAAUUUAUGGUACAUGGAAAGCUGAAUCAAAACAAAAACGUGAUUACACUUUGCCACAACCAAAAAUGGCCAAUACCGAUUUAUCUCGUUUAUUGAAAUGCGAUGAAAUUCAAAGUGUUCUUCGACCACGAAUCACGAAAGUUGUUCGACGUUCUGUCAAGAGAAAUCCGCUUAGAAAUCCAUUGGUCAUGCGACGAUUGAAUCCAUAUUCAUGGGUUUUGAAAACUCAAGCUCGGGCAAAUAAUCUACGACGACGACGUGCAAAAGAAAUUCUUCGCCGUCGUAAAGCUGGCGAAAAAGUCGACCAAAAAUCUUUGGACAAAGCAGUCAAUUUGUUGGGAAUUAAACUCCGUAAAUACAAGGAGUACAAGCUGGAAAGAUCGAAAAAAGUGGCAACCAAAAAAGAAGAAAAGAAAUGAAAAAUUUAAUGAAUGAAUUUUUUUUUGUAUUGAUAAAUAAUAUAAAAAUUAAUAAUAAUAAACAUGUGUUUUAUUUGCCACAUCA
Molecule: messenger RNA, 1401 nt
Organism: Dermatophagoides farinae (American house dust mite)
Lineage: Eukaryota; Metazoa; Arthropoda; Arachnida; Sarcoptiformes; Pyroglyphidae
Product: ribosomal protein L4
Biological process (GO): translation
Cellular component (GO): ribosome
Molecular function (GO): structural constituent of ribosome
Source: RefSeq, a predicted model, not a curated record